AUGGAGUUCCAGCACGGGUUUUACGAGCAAGAGGAUAACAGCUCCAGCUUCGCGCCAGAUAUCACCCCGAUAAAAGGCUUCACUAUCCCCACGCCUCACAACUACUUCUGUCUGUGCACUGAGUGCUACAAUCACAAGAUCUUUGACAGGCAAGGAAACGAAUAUAAAGGCUUGAGUGAUAAAUGCAAGAAUUUCGCUGUGGAUUUACUUGACCACUGCCGGACAAACGAAGAGGUGAUGGCAGCCCUUCAUGGGGGCACGGACACAAAGGAUUUGUCCAGGAUCAAGAUGGCUAUUAGAUACGAACAGAAGAAGUUUAUUUCUCACGCCAGCUGCCAGGAACACUUAGCCAGUAUGUGGUAUUCGGGGGCUGCCUGGUUUCAGCACCAGAACUUUCCAGUCAAACUGAUCAUGGUGCCUUUUGGAGUUAUCUUCAUACCAGUGACAGCAAUCAUAUACGUCCUGUUGCCGUACUCCAGAGUCGGCAAGAUUCUCAAGUCACCGUUCAUGAAGUUCAUGAACUACAUCUGUUCAUAUACGGCCUUCCUCGGCCUGUUGUUUCUGGGAACCCAGCUGUCCUCUGUCAGAAGCUCCAACCUGUUUUCGGGCACCGAAGGCGUGGUGAACGGGACCUAUCCUUAUUUCAUGAUACGCAUACAUAGACCAAACACCAAAUAUCAACACGCAUUUGUUUUCCUUGUGCUCUCUGUAGGGAUGUUCUGGGCAGAAUGUAAGCAGCUCUGGGAGGAAGGACUCCAAAUCUACUUCUCUCAGAUGUGGAACUAUAUGGACAUCACCAUGCUCGCCCUGUACACAGCCGGCUACUCCACCGAGGCGGUCAUCUACAGGAAAACACAAGGAUACGCCAGUAGCCUGGACCACAGAGAUGAUGAGACCAUUCUCAACCCACAGAUUGUCUCUAAAGUUCUCUUUUCCGUGGCCAACGUCAUGAGCUUUGCCCGUAUCGCAUACAUCCUCCCAGCCAGUGAGACCUUCGGGCAACUUCAGAUCUCCUAUGGGCGAAUGUUGCAGGAUGUGGGCAAGUUCAUUUUCAUCUACUUCACGGUGAUGAUCGCCUUCAUCUGUGGUCUGACCAGCCUGUACAGUAUCUCCAGGAACGACAACUUCGCAGGCCUGAUUGAGACAACGGGAACUCUCUUCUGGGCCGCCUUCGGGAUGGGCAACUCCAAAGCCCCGGAAAUACUUCAUGGCGACUUUGAGGAAAAUGGCAAGAAAGAAAAGGUGGAACACCGGGCUAGGGGUGGCCAGAUCCUGGACAGAGGUCAUCUGGCGGUCAUCGAGACUGUUGGCUACAUUCUUUAUGGUGUCUACAUCCUGGGGGCCGUGGUGGUUCUCAUCAACAUGCUCAUUGCCAUGAUGAGCAACACUUUUGAGGAGAUUCAGAAAAGUGAAGACUGCGAAUGGAAAUUCGCACGAGCCAAACUCUGGAUAUCCUUCAUUGAACAAGGCACCACUCUACCGAUCCCAUUCAACAUAAUCCCAACCCCAAAAUCCGCACUGAAGCUCAUGCGUUUGUUUCGGGAUUGGAUUUGCUACGGAGAAGCCAUAAUGCACCGGGUCGUACUGCGCUACAUUCAUAAAAUGAAGUUUGAGAAGAAAGGAGAGAGUUUGAAAGAUGAAAUCCUUGACACUCGUGAAGAGGUCAUCUUUCAGUUACAUUCAAUAUUUGGCCGUCUUGCGGCCAGGCUAGAAAUGCUGGAGAAAGAUGUUUAUGCUAUCUCCAAGUCUGGGCUGGUAUCUCAG
This is a messenger RNA of Candidula unifasciata, 1764 nucleotides long. The record is from the annotation of a GenBank genome assembly. NCBI's taxonomy places the organism in Eukaryota, Metazoa, Mollusca, Gastropoda, Stylommatophora, Geomitridae.